This is a messenger RNA of Helobdella robusta, 186 nucleotides long. RefSeq lists its product as hypothetical. The transcript has a single exon. The record is from RefSeq and is a predicted model, not a curated record. Gene Ontology annotation, biological process: regulation of DNA-templated transcription; cell differentiation; anatomical structure morphogenesis. Gene Ontology annotation, molecular function: RNA polymerase II cis-regulatory region sequence-specific DNA binding; DNA-binding transcription factor activity, RNA polymerase II-specific. Lineage: Eukaryota; Metazoa; Annelida; Clitellata; Rhynchobdellida; Glossiphoniidae. The annotation marks the transcript as partial.
AAAAUUAAAAGGCCACCAAAUUCAUUUUUUUGCUUUAGUGAAAAAAUGAGGCGUCAAUUCACAGAAGAAAACCCAGGCCUCAACCAAAAUGUCAUAACGAAGAUGUUAGCUAAAAAGUGGAAGACAUUGAGCAAAAAGGAAAAACAAAAAUACAAAAUUGAAGCUGAUUGUCAAAAUGCGCUACAC